Molecule: messenger RNA, 759 nt
Organism: Dibothriocephalus latus
Lineage: Eukaryota; Metazoa; Platyhelminthes; Cestoda; Diphyllobothriidea; Diphyllobothriidae
Source: the annotation of a GenBank genome assembly
AUGGGGCGAGGAACGUACACGGCCGUGCUAUCAAUGAAUGUCCCUGAAAACGAUCCUUUUUUCAAAAUUUGGCUGGCGUCGGUGAAGGACUCAGAGUCAACAAGCAAAAUUAUACUCAACGGAAAACAUGUGCACGUCAAGGGGGGCCAUGAAGGCUUCGUAAGGAUCAUGCCACCUUACGAUCACCGAUUCUUGGAGCUCCAGCACCAUAAUUCUACCAUGAAGUUAAAUGAGGGUUUUACGGGGACCAAGGGCAUUGUUAUUACCAGUCUGGACCGCGAGGAACGAUAUAGUUUUACUUUAGCUGACGUGUCCUGCGAGCGGAUUUCUGGCUCCACAGAUGCUGCCAUUCAUCCACUUCCCGUGAACUAUUAUGCGUGGUUCCUUUUGGCGGCCAAGGCUGCCACCGGCUGUGUGUCACUCGGUGCAUUCAGUGCCCGAUCUUUGUUUCCACCAUCUAAGGUCCGUCUCGCUGUGGCGGAAUUUUACUCUCAGAAGAUUAAAAUUAAUUUAAAGCUACCUUUCGCAGACGGCAGCCGGUGGUGCGUUGAUGGCAAACGCGUCUGUUACAUAACCUACGCUGACCUGGACAAAUACCUGAGUCAUUUUCAAACACGGUUUCAGGAUGAAGAUUAUGAUGUUGAUAAUGAUGUUGUUGUUGUUGUUGUUGUGGAUGAUGACGAUGAUGAUGAUCAUGAUGAUGAUCAUGGUGCGACUUCGAGCCCGAUAGAAAUGAGUCGGCGCUCAUCAGGGAAAUAA